CAAUAACAACUUGUCUGACAGGAUUAGAUCGGUUGAAUCAGCCAUGGUUAUGGUUAUUUGCACAAAAAUUGAAAGUGAAAUUUCCGGUGAGAUUUUAUAAUAAUAGAGCAACAAUCGGGUGACAUCUUAGAUUCUUUGUAAGACUAAUAUCUAAAGAAAAUCAUGUCGGAAACGUACAAAAUCGGUCAACGGGUGGAAUUAAUUGGUAAAGAUGUUCAAGGUUCCAUUGCAUAUUUCGGCCAAACACAAUUCGCAACUGGCCGAUGGAUCGGCUUAAUCUUAGAUGAACCUAAAGGAAAAAAUAAUGGCACCAUUCGUAAUCAUACAUAUUUUCAGUGCGAAGAAAAUUAUGGGGUUUUUGUUCGUCCAUCUCAAGUUAUUUUAUUGGAUGAUGAAGGGAAACGAAUUGAACCUAAAGAACGCCUGGAAGAUACCCCAGGAUCAAAGAUACGAAGUCGCCAAAGCAUUACACCUGCUCAAGCUGCAACUGGAACAAAACCUAAGCCAACAACUGUCAGGAGGAAAACUUCUCCACAAAAAAGACCUCCAUCUUUGUCUGCAUCAAGUUCUAGAAUAUCACUUGCUAGCAGCCGAUUAAGUGGUAGCAGACAAUCUUUGCUGGGAAGUAGUCAAUCGUUAGCUGAAAGCAGAAGUCAAUUGGUAUCGCCAAGUGAAAAACAAGCCGAAUCUGAAGCACCUAGUCAAAUUCCAAAACGAGCCUCAUUCAUCGAAACUGGUUUCGUAGAAACUUUAAAGCCCCAAUUUAUUCCAGGUCAAGUCCUAACAACAACACCAAUGACUUCUGUUGAAGAAAAACUAAGUAAUCUUCAGUUGCAACAAGAAUUAGAUAAUCGCAAUCAGCAGAUUAAAGAUCUUAAUGAAAAAUUGGAUACUCUUAAAGUGAAACGUCAAGAAGAUAAAGAACGAUUUAAAGAUUUCGAUAAAUUAAAAAUUCAACUUGAACAAUUAGUCGAGUUUAAAGCGAAAAUUAUGGAAUCGCAUGCUAAUUUACAAAAAGAAUUACAAAAAUCAAAACAAGAAGCUAAAGAUGCGAUCGAAGCUAAGGAAGUACACGCUGAUGAAAUGGCCGAUUUAAGUGAUGCAGUUGAGAUGGCGACCGUUGAAAAAGAAAUGGCUGAAGAAAAAGUUGAAACUUUGCAAUUAGAAUUGGAAGUGUGCAAGGAAAAAUUGGAAGAAGUCACGCUUGAUUUGGAAAUAUUAAAGAACGAAUUGCAAAAUAAAACGUCUGGUGGUGGCGAAUCAACGUCUACUUACGAAUUGAAACAACUCGAACAACAAAAUCAAAGAUUACGUGAAACUUUGGUGAAAAUGCGCGAUCUUUCAGCGCACGAUAAACACGAAUAUCAAAAAAUUAUGAAGGAUAUGGAUCAGAAAAAAUCUGAAAUUGCCGAAUUGGGAAGAACUAAAGAAAAACUUAGUGCUCGUGUUGAAGCUAUGGAGCAACAAAUCGGCGAUUUACAAGAACAAGUUGACGCCGCUUUGGGUGCGGAAGAAAUGGUGAUUAUUUUAGCCGACCAAAAGUUAACUCUUGAAGAAAAAGUAGUAAAACUUGAAGAAGAAAUCGCCGAUUUAGAAAUAUUACAAGACAUGAACGAUCAAUUAGUCGAAAGUAAUGCUGAAUUAGAGAUGGAUCUUCGCGAAGAACUCGACAUGGCUCACGCUAGUACAAGAGAAGCAAAAAGGGAAAGAGAUGCAGCUAUGGAAACGAUUGCUGAUCGAGAAUCAACAAUUAACAAGUUUAGGGAGUUAGUACACAAACUACAAGAACAAUCUUUAGAUCUUCAACAUCGCUUAGAAAAAGAAACUAGUAAACCAAUAACAACUCUUCCUGAAAUCUUAGAUUUCAAAAAGAUGUUUAUUGAAACUAAAGCUCAUACUAAAGCUAUUGAUUUGGAACUUCGUAGAGUCGAAGUUCAACAAUUACAACAACACAUUAAGUAUUUAAGUGCUUAUAUGCCUGAUACUUUUAUGAAUAGAGGAGGUGAUCAUGAUGCUGUAUUAGUUCUACUUUUAUUGCCAAGAUUAAUUUAUAAAACUGAAAUUCUUUUGGGACAAAUAAAAGAUAAAUUUCCAACAGUUGAAAAAUUAGAUAGAUCAGCAAUAGUUAAAGGUCACAAUAUUGAGCAAUACACUUUCCGUUGUCGUUUAUCAUUUUUUAUGUUUGCUUUACAAUCGAUUGUGCGUCAAUACAUUCAUGCUUUAAAUACAUCAAAACCAGAAACUUUAUUAAAAGUUGGGGCAACUUUCCCUGAGAUGGUUGGACAAGAAAAAAUAAUUGACGGAUUUGUUGAAUUGAUAAAACGCGAUCAAUUAGAUGAAAAUAUUCCAACAGAGCCCUUAGAAAAGUGUGCUGGUUAUUUUUACACGAUGUAUCCGCUUCUCUUUGCAGUUGAUGGAGCACAAAAUCAUACUCAAUUACUGGGUGAUAACGCGAAGUUUUUAACAAUCGCUUGCGAAGCAAUGACAGUUGAUGCAACAAUAAUAAAAAAUCUUACAGAUGGUGCUAAUAUCGGUGAUAUUGGUUAUUUAGCACAACACAUUAUUAUGACAGCCGAAUCCAUGCAACAACAAUUAAAGCUAAUUAAAAGAAGAAUCCCACCAGAUACAACCGUUUCAAACUUAGGAUUAAAAAAAGAAACUUAUGAUGGUUUAUAUCAAUGUUAUAUUCACACCGGGAAAGUAUUAAAAACUUUACAAGAUAUUAUCAAAAACGCAAUUCAAACAAUUAAUUCAAGUGGUGAAUCAGAGAAAGGAUUAACCCCCGAUAAAAUGAAAGACCUCGCCAUAAACGCCAGCGAUAAAAUAUACGAACAAGACGAUUUAGGUCCAAUCCAAAGCAUUAAACAUUCUCUAUCGCUUAUUUUGAACCAAUUAACACAAACCGCGCAAUUUCUCCAAGAUAAUGAAUACGAAAUUGCCACGGCCAAUAAAAACGAAGAAAAACCAAUACCUCCCGUACAACAACGAGCGCAAGUCGUCAGAAAAGAAUUGGAACAAAUCAAAACGCUCACCAGUAAACUCGAAAACAAAGAAUCCGAUAAUAAAGAACUUCGAAAAGUGUUGAAAGAGAAACAAGAACAACUUUCCGAAAUGACGAUUCGUAAAGAACUCGCAGAAAAGAAAUUUGGAAACGUUAAUAAAGAUUAUGAGUUAACGAUUGAAAAAUUGCAAAGGAAAAUCGAAGAGUCGCAGAAUAAUUUAAGGAAGAAAGAGAAAGAAUUUGAAGAUACUCUUGAUCAUCUUCAAACCGAUAUUGAUUCGCUUGAAAAUGAAAAGGCUAAAAUGAAGGAAAUAUUGAAGGUUUAUAAGAGAAAUGAGAAUUCGAGCACAUCUAGCUCUCAAAAUUCCUUCCAAUCUAUUGGACCUACUUUACCAGCUGUUGUUAAGGAUUCACCACUUUUAUUACAAGAAAUUGAUAAUUUACGUAAAAUGCUUCGUCGUGAACGUGAAAGAAGAUUGGAUUUAGAAACGGCUAAACUUAAAGAAGAAUUGGAUCAAUUGGAACCUUUGCCUGUAUUUGAAAGUAAAGAAGAUAAAGAGUUGGAUAUGUUAAUUAAGGAAGGUGAUUUGUUGGAGAAGGAUUAUUUGUAUACGUUAUCUCAUCCAGUAUUUCCACCAAUUUAUAAAGCAACUAAUAAAAUAGAAGCUUGGAGGAAUCAUUUUAUUGAAGAAAACGAAAAAAUUGAAAAACUAAAUCAUCGAGCUGAACAGUUCCAACUGAAAGUUGCUAAUGUAAUUAUGAAAAGGCAGGUUGGUGGGUACAUUGAAGCUAAUUUCACGGAGUUCCCCACAGUGGAAAUGGCUAAGUCAUUAAAGGAAAUUAAACCUGUAACUAUUGGAUACAUCAAAAUUCCACCUUAUCUUUUAUCUAAUAAUGAAAAACCAGGUUUAAUUGAUGUCGAAAUGAGUAUAAAAAGUCUUGAUAAACUUAUUCAAAAAAUGUGUCCCUUAAAAUAUAUGUAAGCUUAUAAUUAAUAAUGUCUUAAUGAAAAUUAGUUUUGCUAGUAAUAAUUUAUGUUAUAAUUACGCAUUAAUUAAU
Messenger RNA from Onthophagus taurus, 4060 nucleotides. The record is from RefSeq and is a predicted model, not a curated record. Lineage: Eukaryota; Metazoa; Arthropoda; Insecta; Coleoptera; Scarabaeidae.